Molecule: messenger RNA, 558 nt
Organism: Salvelinus namaycush (lake trout)
Lineage: Eukaryota; Metazoa; Chordata; Actinopteri; Salmoniformes; Salmonidae
Product: claudin-like protein ZF-A89
Exons: 1
Coding region: 1-558 (185 amino acids)
Biological process (GO): bicellular tight junction assembly; cell adhesion
Cellular component (GO): plasma membrane; bicellular tight junction
Molecular function (GO): structural molecule activity
Source: RefSeq, a predicted model, not a curated record
AUGAGCCGACAGAUCCUUGCCUUUGUCCUGGCCUUCAUCGGGUUCAUGGGGACCAUCGUGAUCUGUGCCCUGCCCAUGUGGAAGGUAACAGCCUUUGUCGGAGCCAACAUUGUCACUGCCCAGGUGUUCUGGGAAGGGUUAUGGAUGAACUGUGUGAUCCAGAGCACGGGCCACAUGCAGUGUAAAGCCUACGACUCCCUCCUGGCCUUACCCCAGAACCUGCAGGCUUCCAGGGCUCUCAUCUGCGUCUCCAUUGGGGUCAGUGUACUCGCCAUCGGGCUGACUGUAGUUGGGGCACGCUGCACCAACUUCCUCCAUGACGACUGGCUGGCCAAGUCGAAGGUUGGCAUUGCGGCAGGCACGGUGUUCAUGGCAGCGGGGGUGUUGUGUGUUAUCCCUGUCAGCUGGUCCGCUCACACCAUCAUCCAGGGCUUCUACAACCCUCUGGCCACCCAGGAGAGGAGAGGGGAACUGGGGGCGUCCAUCUACGUGGGGUGGGUGUCUGGAGCUCUGCUCAUGAUCGGAGGGGGGAUGCUCUGCAGCACGUACAGGUGCUGA